Colletes gigas is the source of this 1877-nucleotide messenger RNA. RefSeq lists its product as uncharacterized. The record is from RefSeq and is a predicted model, not a curated record. NCBI's taxonomy places the organism in Eukaryota, Metazoa, Arthropoda, Insecta, Hymenoptera, Colletidae. Bases 333 to 869 code for a protein of 178 amino acids. The transcript has 3 exons.
UGUGUAACGGAAGUUGUAGUUAGAUCUAUUGUAAAUGAAUUUGCGAUUGCGUUGCAUUGAACGCGCGAAAGUGACCGGUUCGAUCAAAGAGAUGCAUCGCGCCUCUUACAAACGAUCCGUGAAGAGAUUAAAAUGCAACGACGACAUUCACACGGGAGCAACUAUUCGAUAAUGAAAGAUCAGAGGUCGGGGCUGAUAAUGUCUGACAAUGGGUCCGGCCCGUCGUAACUGGUCAGUUCCCGCAGCGUCGUACGCGAGUAAACUACGAACUUACGACCAAAAAUCACGCGAGUCCAAUUAACGUAUUCGAUCAACAAAACACUUUCGAUAGUAUGAUAAGCCAGUGUCGCGUCGUCGCAGACACCCGAUCUACGUCCAUUGAAACUACAAAUAACGACGGAAAUCGUCACAGCAGGAAGUAUGGAUACUUGUUCAAUAACAUGGUGAUAGUGCCAUCCCCGGGCUCAAUAUGGGACUAUCCGUAUUUGAAUCAGGUCACCAGCAUGAUGGGAUUGGUUUACGGGACGGGACCGGACCCGAAACAAGAUUUUUUCCCCUCCAAAAGUUGGAUUCCAGAAUCACACAUGGAGAGUUCGUCGCGGUUCGAACUGACGAAACCGGAAGUGCAGAGCGCCGACGAAACGGAACUCGGUGAGGUGAAGACGACCAAUGUCGCGACGUCGACGCCAGGACAGCCCGGGAAUAUCCCCUGCAAGAACGGCGGAUGCAAGGCCCUGUCCAGCCCCGUGGAAUCACGUUUGGAAAGUCCCUGGCAUUUUCUCAAGACGAUCUUCCUGAUCUCGGUGAUCGUCGCUCUAGUCAUCUGGGUGAUCGUCUACACGUUCCUCGCUCAGUACCAAAUCCUGUGAAGAACCGAAUUGGGACAUAACAAGUAUGCAAAGUGGAAGGACGCGACGUUCGAAUCGAGAGAGAACAAGAAAGGUUUCUACGACUCUCCCUCCAUUUCGUUUGGACGAAGAGAAAGAGAAAAGAAGUAUCACCAUCUACUUGGUAUUCUACUUUCGAAAUGAAUCGAUGAUACGUCGAAGAGAAAUGAAAUUUUGCGAGGAAUGAAACUGAGACACAGAAUGCGGGGUACAAUUUUCACGAUUUUUCGAGUACGUUAAUUUACACAACUUCGUGAAAAAACAUAAAUUAUAAAGAAGUGACGAUAGACCCCGUUUUGUACAUUCGAUCAAAUCUUUAACAGACUCUACGAUGUCGCAAUUGUAUUAUAAUAAUAUUGUAAAUAUAUUUAUACACGAGACCAAUGUUUAUACUGUACGCUAGAAUAGUUUUAAACGUUUUCCUUGUACAUACGGGAAAUUAGAGAAACGUUUAAUCUCAUGAGGAAAAUGAUAUUCGAGCGUUUAGUAUUGAUAAUUUUAUUAUAUGUAUAUGAUCCUUUUCUAUUAACUGUUUGUAAUAUAACCAAAUAAAGUGUCACAGCAUGCUAAAUGAUUUUUCAAUACUGAUCUCCGAUCGACGGACGGCUGCGAAAUGAUCAACGUUUCAAAUAAAUUUUAAGAUAAACUCGAUAACGCAACGUUGCGAGACAUCGCGAUAAAAUCAAAUAAAUUUUCUUAUCAAGUUGUGUUAAAUUAACGUGUGUAUCGCGGGAGUCACGGAUGGCAAUUACAACGACAGUUUCGACCGAUAAACCGUCAUUACGGAUCAUUGGCCUUCUCUUGCAUAACCGGCAACGAUUUACGAUACUAAUUGUUCUGUUAAAAAUGAUGGAUCGCGAUAAUCUCUCGCGAACAAUAGCCUGAACUUUGCUGGAAGUUGUCCGCGAGAAUAUAUGACGCUCUGAGACAAAACGUGUUUUCGCAAGCGACGCGUCAUAGGACAAACACGAUGAGAAUCUGAUGGCAGAA